Messenger RNA from Oryza sativa Japonica Group (Japanese rice), 2219 nucleotides. RefSeq lists its product as uncharacterized. NCBI's taxonomy places the organism in Eukaryota, Viridiplantae, Streptophyta, Magnoliopsida, Poales, Poaceae. The record is from RefSeq and is a predicted model, not a curated record.
CCUAUUGCAUAUGCUUUUUCCACUUUGCAGCAGACAACCUUUGUUUCCCUCCUCCUUAAGUUCCAUUGCCCUCCUUUCUCCUACUCUUCCUUCCACACUGCCCAAUUUCCAUCUCCAUUUCCUUCAUCAGAGGUUGUUCUGCUCAGUCAGAGGCAUCCUUUGCCAAAAACAUUUAUCUGCUUCAAUGGCAACUUCUUGGUCUGUUGCUUUCACUAUCUUCUUCUCCUGUAUUCUCCUGCUUGAAACCAUCUCUUCUUCAGCAUCUCUUGAUUGCUCAUAUGGUUCAGCUCAAGUGAAGAUACUGUCCAGCUCGGUGGUCAGUGAGCAGCAAAAUGUGUACCUCUUCUUGAAGCCGUUUCAGAGCACGAGAUCAUGCAGCGCGAGGCGGCUCGCCGGCGAAUUCGUCAAUGGCGUCGUCGUGCCCAACCUGCGGCUCAACGUCACCGGCGUCGUGGUCACGGCCAACGAGCGGCAGCUCGGCGCGCUGCGCUGCACGCUGGAGUCGGUUCAGGCGGAGCUCGCCGUCGCCGGAUUGGGUCGGAGCGUCAAGGUCUCGCCGGAGCUCUCGCUGCCUUCUCUGCGAGCCAUGGCGAAGUGCCGCCGCCGCGGCGAGAAGCAUUGGCGCAGAGUCAUGGAGUUCGUGAGGAGGUCAGGCUCGUUUGUCGUGGUGGAGAUGGGUGCAGAAGAGAAGGCAGACCUCGCCGUCGCCGAUGUCGCCGCCGCGUUCGAGGAGGGCGUCGGCGUGGCGUUCCGUAUCAGCGGCCGCGCGGCUCGGAGCGCGGCGGAAAUGGCGAGGCUGAUCGGCGAUGCGGAUAAGGGGAGGAGGUGGACGGGUGUUCUUGCGGAGGUUGCGUCUCCCUCUCCCCGGCGGGAGCUCGCCGCGGCGGCAAGGACGACGGCGCGCGACGUGUUCGCGCCGGUGACUAACCCGACGACGACGCCGGCGACGAACCCGGUGACGGUGCCCGCGACGAACCCGGCGAUGAACCCGGUGACGCCGGGCAUCGUCACCGUGCCGUCGACCAACCCGGCCACGGGAUACUCCAACAACCCCAACCUCCCGCCGCUGUACCCGGAGCCGACGCCGGUGACGAUGCCCGACCCGACGACGACGACGACGCCGACGCCAUUCAUGAACCCGGUCACCGCGCCGACCAUGCCAUCCCCGGUGACCAACCCCGCCACGACGCCGGCCGUCACAAACCCAACGACGAUGCCUUACCCGUACCCGCCGCAGCAAGGCGGCGUCAUGCCGACGACUCCGACUUACCAGCCGCCGGCGACGAUGCCGGCGGCGGGCGGGCAGACGUGGUGCGUGGCGAAGGCGGGGCUGAUGGACGCGGCGCUGCAGAGCGGGCUGGACUACGCGUGCGGCAUGGGCGGGGCCGACUGCACGGCGAUCCAGCCCAUGGGGGCCUGCUACAACCCAAACACCCUGCAGGCCCACGCCUCCUACGCCUUCAACUCCUACUUCCAGAGGAACCCCUCGCCGGCGAGCUGCGACUUCGGCGGCGCCGGCAUGCUCGUCAACAUCAACCCAAGUUCAGGAACUUGCUUGUUUCAGGCAUCAUCAGCAGGCUACGGCGCGGGAUACAGCCCGGGGGUGACGGGGACAGUGCCGGUGGGCGGCGGCGCGGGCGCCGGCGCCGGGGUCGGCGUCGGCGUGACGCCGAUGGGACCGGCGGUGGGCGGCACCGGAGGCGCCGGAGUGACGCCGAUGGGACCGGCGGUGGGCGGCGGAUCGGGGUCGACGGUGCUCAACGCCAACAGCCCCGGCGGGAACUCGAUGUACGGCUCCGACAGUAACCCGACGAGCCUCACCGGCGCCGCCGCCGCCGCGCUGUCAUCCGGCUGGGUCCUGUGCCUUGUCUGGAUAUUCACCUUUGCAUAUGUCAAGGAGAAAGUGUAGGCCUUCUUCUUGCUGCUGCUGCUGCUACUGAUGAUGAACAACUUGUUCUACUUGAUUCAGCUGUGUACAGAUGCAUACUAGAUGAUUUGAGUGAAUUUUCAUAGGGGAGAAGAAGGAUAGAUGUUUUGUGAGUCUGUCUGUAAUCUGUAUAUGACUGUUUAUGAGCUGGGUAGGCAGAAUGAUGCUUAGGCAUCUUAGCCAUCAUAUAUGUUGUAGGUGAGCAUAGAGAUCCUUCUCUAUGGAGACAUGCUUCUUGUUGUAGUGCUUGAUAUGAUAUCAGUUGAUACUAUUCUUGUUCUUGGGCAGCUUU